Bufo bufo (common toad) is the source of this 1409-nucleotide messenger RNA. RefSeq names its product cellular communication network factor 3 (gene CCN3). Gene Ontology annotation, cellular component: extracellular region; extracellular matrix. Lineage: Eukaryota; Metazoa; Chordata; Amphibia; Anura; Bufonidae. The record is from RefSeq and is a predicted model, not a curated record. Gene Ontology annotation, molecular function: heparin binding; integrin binding. The transcript is spliced from 6 exons. Bases 73 to 1107 code for a protein of 344 amino acids. Gene Ontology annotation, biological process: cell adhesion; signal transduction.
GCAGGGCGAAGGCGAAUGAAGAACACAGAAUUCUAAUCCUCUGAAGCAGGAAACCUGCAAAUCUCUGCUGAGAUGAUGAUGUGUGGACGCAGCCUGCUCCCUGCCCUGUGCACAUUCCUGCUCCUUCACACAGUGGUCUGUCAGAAAUGCCCAGCACAGUGUGGAACGUGCCCGGAGGAACCGCCAAACUGUGCUCCCGAUGUGCCAGUUGUGCUGGACGGCUGUGCCUGCUGUCCAGUGUGUGCCAGGCAGCAAGAAGAGAUCUGCUCCGAGGUGCUGCCAUGUCAAGAGGACCUGGGCUUGUACUGUGACUUCAGUGCAGAGCCACAGAGUGACGUGGGCAUAUGCAGGGCACUGGAAGGAGGUAAAUGCAUGUUCAACGGGGCCCUGUACAACAACGGCGAAAGCUUCCAACCGAGCUGCAAAUACCACUGUAGAUGUCAGGAUGGACAGAUUGGAUGUGUUCCUAGAUGUAACCUGGACCUACAGCUCCCAGGGCCUGAUUGUCCCUUCCCAAGAAAAGUAACCGUCCCCGGGGAAUGCUGUGAGAAGUGGGUGUGCGACUCGAAAGAAGAAGUGGCCUUCGGAGGCUUCGCUAUGGCUGCUUAUAGACCUGAGGCCACGUUUGGAGUAGAUAUGGGCGCCAACUGUAUAGAGCAGACGACGGAGUGGAGCGCGUGCUCUAAGACGUGUGGCAUGGGACACUCAUACAGGGUGACGAAUCGUAAUCGCCGCUGUGAAAUGCAGAAACAGAUCCGCCUGUGUAUAGUGCGACCAUGUGAUGAAGAGACCGAGGGACUCAUAGAAAAGAAGGGGAAAAGAUGCGUGAGAGUGAAGAAAUCCGAGAAAGCCAUCCAUUUUGAAGAUAACAACUGUGUCAGUGUACACAGCUACAAACCCAAAUUCUGUGGUGGAUGCACUGAUGGGCGAUGCUGCACCCCCCACAGCACUAGGACUGCCCAGGUGGAGUUCCUCUGUCCUAAUUACAGAAUAAUGAAGAAACCAGUGAUGUUCAUUAACACAUGCGUCUGUCAUAAUAACUGUCCCCGGGACACCAGCCUCCUCCAGAUUGACAACGCCAAGUUCCCCAGCCCGAGAAGAUAUUAGUUUUUACUUAUUAUGGGACUUUAAGGUCGAUCUUCACAGCAGUAUUUGCACCCUUGUGGUGUGAUUAUUAUUUCCCACCUUUGCAGACUCAGUAGUUCAGUUACUUAUUUUCUCACUGCCUUGUAUGUUCCGCAGGAUGUGUCGUUUCCUUUGCACCAUGACUUUUAUUACCUAUGGCUUCAUGUGCUAUAGUGGUGACAGAAGUUGCACCUGCCGUACAGUACAGUGCCCCUCCAGGCUGCACAGACUUGUUUUAGGCCCCUCGCACAUGAACGUUGUGCAUUGGGGACCGCAAUUUGCAG